AGCCAGAGCAGCACCCUGAUCUGUCAUCACAUGAUCCACACUGGGGAAUGGCCCCAUGAGUGUGGGGAGUGUGGGAAGGACUUUAGCUACGGAUCCGCCCUCAUCAGGCACCAAUGCAUCCACACCGGGGAGAGGCCCUACGAGUGUGGGGAGUGUCAGAAGAGGUUUCACACCAGCUGGAAUCUCCUCCAGCACCAGCGGAUUCACACAGAGGAGAAGCCCUUCCGCUGCCCUGAGUGUGGGAAGGGCUUCAAGCAAAACUCCCACCUUGUCACCCAUCUACACAUCCACACUGGGGAGAGGCCCUACCAGUGCGCCACAUGUGGACAGAGCUUCAGCCAGAACUCGGAGCUGGUAGUCCAUGGGCAGCUUCAUGAUGGGCAGAAGCCCCACAAGUGCUUGCAGUGUGGGAAGAGCUUCAGGCAGGGCAGCACCCUGAUCAGCCACCAGAGGAUCCACACUGGGGAAUGGCCCUAUGAGUGUGGGGAAUGUGGGAAGGGCUUCAGCUCCAGCUCUGCCCUUGUCAUACACCAACGCAUCCACACUGGGGAGAGGCCCUACGAGUGUCCCCAGUGUCAGAAGAGGUUUCAGAGCAGCUCCAGUCUCCUCCGGCAUAAGCGGAUUCACACGGAUGAGAGGCCCUUGCGCUGCCCUGAGUGUGGGAAGGGCUUCAAGCACAACUCCAACCUCAUCAGGCACCGGCGCAUCCACACUGGGGAGAGGGAGAGGCCCUACGAGUGUCCCCAGUGUGAGAAGAGGUUUCAGACCAGCUCCAGUCUCCUCCAGCACCAGCAGAUUCACACCGAUGAGAGGCCCUUCCGAUGCCCUGACUGUGGAAAGGGCUUCAAGUGCAACUUCACCCUCAUCACCCACCGGCGCAUCCACACUGGGGAGAGGCCCUACGAGUGUCCCCAGUGUGGGAAAAGCUUCACCCAGAUCUCUGUCUUAACCAGACACCAACGG
Melospiza melodia melodia is the source of this 963-nucleotide messenger RNA. RefSeq names its product zinc finger protein ZFP2-like. NCBI's taxonomy places the organism in Eukaryota, Metazoa, Chordata, Aves, Passeriformes, Passerellidae. Gene Ontology annotation, molecular function: DNA-binding transcription factor activity, RNA polymerase II-specific; RNA polymerase II cis-regulatory region sequence-specific DNA binding. The annotation marks the transcript as partial. The record is from RefSeq and is a predicted model, not a curated record. The transcript is spliced from 2 exons. Gene Ontology annotation, biological process: regulation of transcription by RNA polymerase II.